CGCACAGUUCUUAGGAUUCUUGGUAGAGCCUCGGGAAGCGCGGUGGGUCUGGGUCUCUGCUUUCAAGACACCAGGAUCUGUCUUUGCAUGAAAAGAUCAUGGCUACAGCCCCACCAGGUGACCCUGCAGAGCCAGCAGCUCCCAAAAAUAAAAGGCAACUAGACCGUCCACAGACUGAGGAAGAACUAGCGUUUUAUGCUCGGAAUCACUUUAUCAUGACGAUCUUUGCAGUGAUUCUUUUCCCACCCUUUGGAUUGGCAGCCCUCUACUUCAGCCGCCAGACCGACGAGGCCAAUAAGUGCAGCGACUGGGAAGGCGCGUAUACCAACUCAACUCGAACUAUAUGGAUGGUUGUAUUCGCCAUUCUCAUGGGUUUAGCCCUCAUCUACACAUAUGUCCUACUUAUAUGACGGCUAGACCCAGCAUCCACGGGCUGCACUCCCCAACAGACACGCCCACUUAGACACAGACCAGCCACCAAGAAGAAUCUUCAAGGAUGUCUGAAGCUAUCCUUUAGCCAGGAAACCCACGAACCAAAAAAAUUCAACACCCAAGCAACCCUCCAGCCCAAGAAGCCCCGAGGCCACCUACCAGCAUACCAACUCACUGUUAUUUGGCCUCCACAGCUGUCUCCACCCAUCUUGAAGGCCCACACUCAAGUCCUAAAUCUGCGUAAGCCCCUGAGCUGCUCUUUCCUGAAAAGAAAAAAAAAUCAUAUUUCUUAGCCCAAUAAAACUAAAGGGAAUAUUCUGGCUUAGAA
Messenger RNA from Microtus ochrogaster (prairie vole), 760 nucleotides. It is a transcript of the gene Pmis2, whose product is annotated as PMIS2 transmembrane protein. NCBI's taxonomy places the organism in Eukaryota, Metazoa, Chordata, Mammalia, Rodentia, Cricetidae. The record is from RefSeq and is a predicted model, not a curated record. Gene Ontology annotation, cellular component: membrane; intracellular membrane-bounded organelle.